Aphanomyces astaci is the source of this 530-nucleotide messenger RNA. RefSeq lists its product as hypothetical. Bases 37 to 501 code for a protein of 154 amino acids. The record is from RefSeq and is a predicted model, not a curated record. NCBI's taxonomy places the organism in Eukaryota, Oomycota, Saprolegniomycetes, Saprolegniales, Verrucalvaceae. The transcript has a single exon.
CUGGAUUAUUAGACGACAACCUGUGACGUGUACGAUAUGAUGGUGGGUUGUCCGACCUCGACCCUUUGCUCCGUGGCAACAUGUUCGCGUUACGCCAAACAAUCUGCAAUGUGCCUUUUCCAUUCGAGGUAUUUCACGACACAAGCGCCUGGAGCAAACACAACGAUCAAGUCAUCCCCUCAAUGCGCGAUGAGAAGUACUUCGUCACCUAAGGUCAAGUCCCCAGCUCAUCGAGUCUCAAGAUGCCGAUUUCUUGACGGAUGCCACUCGUACGCUCGAAACCAUGGGCUAUGCACUCGCCACGGUGGGGGGCGCAAGUGCCGUAUCGUCGGCUGCCCCACAUCGUCACAGACGAAUGGUCUUUGUCGCAUUCAUGGCGGAGGCUCUCGGUGCAAACUUGACGGCUGCGAUCGAUUUGCACGUGUCAAAGGGGCCUGCUCGGUGCACGCCAAGCUCCACACACCGCCUUGUAUUGCUUUAGUCAGUGAUAUUUAUUCGUAGCAUGAAAACAACGACACUUUAUAUGCGUU